AUGACCGAACUAACAAUUGAAAUACAUGUUUUCAUGAAGGGACCAUUCCAGCCAAUGAGUGUUCAGAUACGCGUGUGAAAAACUGGCAAAACUAUGUCGUUUUUCUCAAAGUGGCUGGAAUGCCACGUACAUCCACUUAUGUCAGUUCAUUUGUAAUAGUCUAAACAUUACGAAACUAUUAUUCGAUCAGGCCUCACGUAAUUCGUAAAUCUCAUAUACAAAAAAACCCUUUCGCUUUCGCCUCCUCUCUGGUGGAACUGAAUCAUUCAGUCUUGUUUUAUUAUCUGAUUGGCUUCUGUGUUUCAAAAUGCAAAGUCCCGCGCACUAAUAAUAUGUCAUGAUUGGUUUAUCUUUCUUUCUUUUCUAGUCGGCCGCAUCCGGUAUGAAUGACGCCGCCGCGGAUACAAAAAAAGAGAAAGGGAAAAAAGCUAGGAGAAUUGCUAGCUAAGACCAGCGUUAAAUAUUUUACUCGUUUUUAUAUUUUGCGAAACCAUUAUCAGCUGUUUUGACUGCCGAUGUUAACUAACUUAUGUUAGCUAGCCAACAGAAAGAGAUGAUCGAUAUUUGAGAACAUUUACCUGUUUUAUUUAGCGUUAGCCUAGCUAACUAUUAUUAGCUAGUUGGCUAGCUACAUGCUUAGCUAAAUAGCUACGGAGGAAAUAGUUAAGACGGCACGCUGUCUAGGUGACUACAUAUUUCACUAUUUGUUUUCAUCUGUGACUUUUUGUUAAUAUUGGUGAGAAUGGCAACAACGGCCCUCUACGCGUGUACGAAGUGUAACCAGCGGUAUCCGUUCGAAGAACUGUCGCAGGGACAGCAGCUGUGCAAGGAGUGUCGCAUCGCUCAUCCCAUCGUCAAGUGCACAUACUGCAGAUCAGAGUUUCAGCAGGAGAGCAAAACAAACACCAUUUGCAAGAAGUGUGCCCAGAAUGUAAAGCAGUUUGGGACACCCAAACCCUGCCAAUACUGUAACAUCAUUGCUGCUUUCAUCGGGACAAAGUGUCAGCGUUGCACCAACUCAGAGAAGAAGUAUGGCCCUCCACAGACCUGCGAGCAGUGCAAACAACAGUGCGCAUUUGACCGCAAGGAGGAGGGCAGGAGAAAGGUGGAUGGGAAACUGCUGUGCUGGCUGUGCACUCUGUCCUACCGACGUGUACUGCAAAAGACCAAGGAGCAGAGGAAAGGCUUCAGCUCCUCCCACUCCAACUCCUCGCUCAAUGAGAAGGACCACCACUCCAGACAGCACCACCAGCAGCAAAGACACAGCAGCUCACACAAACUCAGUGGGAGCUUAAGUCCAGAGCAGGAGCAGGGAAUGUGGAAGCAGAGCCAUAAAUCGUCUUCGAUCCAGAAGGAUACCCCAAAGAAGAAACCAAAACUGGAGAUGAAGCCAUCCAACGGGGACAGGUACGAGAGGAGUUUCAAUCAGAUUAGUUCAAUCACCCAAUCUAUGGAUUCUGGAGGAACGGACAACUUCAUUCUGAUCAGCCAGCUGAAAGAGGAAGUGAUGUCAUUAAAGAGAAUGCUUCAGCAGAGGGAUCAGACAAUGCUUGAGAAGGACCGAAAGCUCACAGAGCUCAAGGCGGACUUCCAGUACCAGGAAUCCAACAUGAGGGUGAAGAUGAACAACAUGGAGAAGGCACACAAAGAGUCCAUGGAACAGCAACAGGCCAAAAAUCGGGAUCUGCUAAAACAAGUGGCCGCGCUCUCAAAGGGCAAGAAGUUUGACAGAACAGGGAGUUCACUGCUGUUACCGUAACGACAAGCCCACCCAACCACAGCUUGGAGGGACUUUGUUGUUUUAACACUGUGAAAGGCUGAUGCCAUUCAACCUUUCCCCUCUCCUUUCUGUUUUCUCAAUUUUGAUUCUUCUCAGUUUUCUUCAUUGGAAAACCUGGUGAACAUGCUGUACAUGGAAAUUGUCUUUCAUGUUGACAUGACAAUAAGAAUGCGUCCUCAUGUUUUGACCCCAAGUUAAAAAUGUUUUAUCUGGAUGGAGGGAGGAGAGAGCCUCGUUAACACUGCCUGGGUCCAGCAACAUGGUUUGCGCAAGGUGGAAAAGAUUGCCAACAUCAAAGAACCAAGUUGAUUUUUAUAGAUGUCAUGGAAUUAUUUAUUCAAUUGUCUUUCUUAGUGUUUUCUCACCACAUACUCUGAGCAUUUCCCAGGGUUUGGGGGAUUUUUGUCUUCAACAGCAACUUUCUCUGCAACAUAUUAGUUAUAUUUUUCUAAUUGGACAUAAUUAUGGAAUAGGUUCUCUCCUCAUUGGAGAGACCCUUCUCAACUUACUAUGUAUGCAAAUGUUAAAAUAGUGUCCAACCACAGCGUUGCUGGCCAGCAGCGGAGACUUCUCUCGGCGUUAAAGUCUAAAAACCAUUAACUCUUUGAGAGAUUUUUAAACCUUGUUAUUUAGAGACCCCUCCCGGCUGCCCUCUUUCUCACUGUGACAGCUGUAGUGCUUUGCUGUUUCUCUGUAGUGGAACGAUUGUAAUACUGCAUGACUUAGUGCCAUAUACAGGUUGGCAUUGGGGUCUCAUGUACUUUUAGACUUUUGUCCUUUUUUUAUCACAUGUAAAGGUAUUACAGGGGUCAGCCUAUGUAUUUAAAAUGUGUAACUUGUAUCGGUUUUAGUGAGUAUGUGUAGGCUGGGUAAUUAUAUGUAGAAUAUGGUUUUUAAAGGAACACAACUUUCACUUUACAGCUCUGGACCAAACUGGUUUCAUACUGUGGCGUACAGAUCACUUUUGUACUUUUUUUCCAAACCCAAUGUUUAAAAAAAUAUAUUAAAUCUGGUUAAACAUG
Messenger RNA from Oncorhynchus gorbuscha (pink salmon), 2802 nucleotides. It is a transcript of the gene fam76b, whose product is annotated as family with sequence similarity 76 member B. The transcript is spliced from 10 exons. Bases 743 to 1759 code for a protein of 338 amino acids. NCBI's taxonomy places the organism in Eukaryota, Metazoa, Chordata, Actinopteri, Salmoniformes, Salmonidae. The record is from RefSeq and is a predicted model, not a curated record.